AUGGGUGUUUGUGAUAUUGUGUUGAGUAAUCUUACAUUAAUCUAUGUGGCUGUAACGUUUUGUGUUAAAGGUUAUGAGGUUUUAAAUGGAGGAAGCUAUGGUGGUGUGUUUGUGGUGAUUGUUUCAACAACGUUAGUGGCUUUGAUUCUGGUUGCAACCUUAACAUGGGAUUUGUCUCGUAAGUUUAACAAAUGUAUGUUUGUUGUCGACCAACAACAACGACAACCUCGUACCUUGUCGUACUGUAAAGGUGGAAUCUGUUGGCAUGGAGGGAUGGAUCGGUCGCCGGCUUCACAGAUUCACUUCAAGAUUCCUCAUCAUCUUCCUCAUGUCAUUUUGUAA
Messenger RNA from Vicia villosa (hairy vetch), 342 nucleotides. RefSeq lists its product as uncharacterized. Bases 1 to 342 code for a protein of 113 amino acids. The record is from RefSeq and is a predicted model, not a curated record. The transcript has a single exon. NCBI's taxonomy places the organism in Eukaryota, Viridiplantae, Streptophyta, Magnoliopsida, Fabales, Fabaceae.